CAAUAAAGCAAACGAAUAAUAGUCAGUGAAUCAGCAAACAUAUUAACUUCUAGACGUUCAAAAUCAGUGAGAUAGUACAUAAAUUAAGAUUCUCACUUGGCUCAGCUCGAACUCAGCAUUAACGAAGUAUCUUCAACUGGUACUCGUAGUUAAGAACGACCCAGCAAAGGAAUCGGGUGAAAAGUAUGCAGCAGUUCAAAAAUAUUUUGCCGGCAGUAGUAUUUAUUUUACUCCUAUUUGAAAGUAAGUGGACUUUCGUUAAAGGGCAAGCGGAACCAACACUUGAAGUAAAAAAAUGUGCUGAGGUGAAGCGGCGCUUAUUCGAAGAGGUACAAACUUUUAGCGCCUUCAUACAUGGGGCCGAAGAAUUAAGUUUUACGGUAGAUAAUUGUAAGCCGUAUGCACCGCUUAUUGUUGGUGGAAGCCCAGCAAGCCCAAAGGAAUUUCCACACAUCGCGCGUUUGGGUCACGAGGAGAAAGAUAGGCCGACAGAGUGGUUUUGUGGUGGCACGUUAAUAAGUGAGAAAUAUGUUUUGACUGCAGCGCACUGCUUCACGUCGAGUCGCGGUCAAGUGAACGUGGUUCGCUUAGGUGAAUUGGAUUUUGAUAGAGAGUCUGAUGACGCACGGCCAGAAGAUUUCAGGGUUCGACGCUACGUUGAGCAUAAAGAUUACAACAGUGGAACAAUUUACAAUGAUAUAGGCCUCGUAGAACUGGAGCGUGCUGUUCAUUUCGAUGCGUAUAAGCAUCCUGCUUGUUUGCCCACCACUUCAGGUGAUGAGUUUGAAAAAUUAGUCGCGAUAGGAUGGGGAAGUACACGCUUCGCCGAUGCUGAUUCAACAAAGCUUUUAAAAGUGACGCUCGAACGUUUCAGCUUCGAUCGUUGCCAACGUCUUACAGAAUCAGCAGAUGUAGAGCAGCUGCCGAGAGGUGUGGAAAAUCGUUUGCAAAUAUGUGCUGGAUCCAAUGAGACAAAAGACACUUGCAGUGGUGAUUCAGGAGGUCCAUUAUUGGCAUAUCACCCAGACUAUCCGUGUAUGUACACGAUAAUUGGUAUUACAUCAUUUGGUAUCGGUUGUGGUACGCCUGAUCAACCGGGCAUCUACACGCGUGUAUAUAACUUUAUUGAUUGGAUUCGAAACUCUGUUUGGGAGCAGUAGAGUAACAACAAAAACGAAUAAAACCCUACAUUACUAAUGAAAAAUAAAA
Anastrepha obliqua is the source of this 1209-nucleotide messenger RNA. RefSeq names its product serine protease snake-like. The transcript is spliced from 3 exons. The record is from RefSeq and is a predicted model, not a curated record. Bases 186 to 1160 code for a protein of 324 amino acids. Gene Ontology annotation, biological process: proteolysis. Gene Ontology annotation, molecular function: serine-type endopeptidase activity. NCBI's taxonomy places the organism in Eukaryota, Metazoa, Arthropoda, Insecta, Diptera, Tephritidae.